AUGCUGAGCAUAUGUACCCGGCGCAUCCGCUCCUCUAAACACUACCCUUUAGCCGUUACAAUAUGGUCUCGAUUUAUUGUUCCAGUAUCUAAGUGGAUUGUCCCAGUCUGUUAUAUUGUACUCUACACCAUCUGUGUUUACGUUUUUUUCACAGACACUUAUCUUCGAAUAUAUUUGCAACUCUCGUCUUUAAGUCGUCAUGUCCUUAUUCCUAGUAUUGUCCUGCUUGUUUACGGGUCUACCUUUUUAGCUACUUUUAUGGAUGCGGGUCACAUUACGCGUAAAAAUGUAGACAUUGCGCUACAAAAAUUCCCUUUUGACGACAUUAUCUUUUGCGGGAACGGUAUCGAGGUCGUCCCCCGCAAUACCGAUUCAUCUUUAUCUGUUGCUUCAGCAGCAGGAUCAAGCUCUUCGUCAACCCCACUUAUGACCCAUACAGAUCCUACUAGCACACCUACCGAUUUAAAUUUGGACAGUAUCCCACGUAAUCGCAUGGGCUUAUUAUCAACACGCCGAUCAACCUCAACUGACGGCUUCUCAACAGCAACAGCAACAACAACAGCAACAUCACUUUCAUCUUCAACUUGUCACUUGCGUCAUUCUCUGCACCCUGACAUCCCCAUACAAGGCAGUGCGCAGACAUGCCGGACUUGCAUUCAACCUAAACCCGCGCGAUCAAAACACUGUUCGACAUGUGACCGGUGUGUGGCCAAGUUUGAUCAUCAUUGCAUAUGGCUGAACAACUGUGUCGGGCUCUACAACUACCGCUGGUUCUUGCUGUAUUUACUCAGCAAUGUGCUCAUGCUGGGCUACGGCGCACUGCUCACAUAUGGUUUGCUGAGCAGCGAACUACAAAAGUAUACACGGAUCGGCUCUAUAGUUAGCCCAACAAUGACGACGGCAAACAGUGUCACAGAAGAUGAAGUCGUGGCAACAGCAAUGACGGCAGUUGGGUUGGCGUCUGGCGGAGAUGGCGUUGUGGCCGGAAGUCCGUUUGGGCAAACAGCCAUGUCACGAGCGCUUGCGCUUAAAAAUUUGUCAUAUUUUGGCAAGUGGUUUUACAUCAUUACGCUUGAAGAAAACAAGUCUACGGGGUGCUUAUUUCUGUUGGCAGCCAGCAUGUUUGUACUUGUUGUAGCGUUUUUGAUUGAGCAUGUGCGGUAUAUUUACUUAGGCAUGACAACAAAUGAAACAAUGAAGUGGGAGGGUGUGGAGUAUGCGAUUCGCGACGGGACACUGUUUUACUAUGCGCCACAUAAAUCUGCGCAAAGUGAUUUACAGCUACAACAACAGCAGCAGCAACAGCAGCAGCAACAGCAGCAGCAACAACAACAGUCAGAAGAGCAGCAGUCUUUGGAAAGUGGUCAUGAAGAGAACCAAGAACGGACAUUAUUUGAAAAGCGACUGAACGGUAGAAUAGUAAGUGAACAUGUUGCAGAAAAUGAUUCUGGGGUUGGAAGCAGUGCAAGCUCUAGCAGCCAAACCUCUUUGAAUGAUGAGAAUUCCAUUUUUUCAGGUGUCACCAUAAUCUCUCCUACUUCCGAACAAACAUCUAUCCCACAUGCUAGUGCUCCUAGUGAUUCUGCUAUUAAUGCUGUGGCACAACCUUUACCAACACACCAGCGAGCAACCAUUGUGUUGCAGAAAUUCCCUGAUGGAACUGUGAACCGGCGCCUGAGCGCAUACCAAGUGGACCGCAUUGCGCGCGAAGGCCUACGGCUGCAACCUUUGACGAGUUCUGCGGAUGUCAAUAACAUUUACGAUGAAGGGUUUCUCAACAAUCUGUAUAACAUUAUGUUUCCCAAAUCAUUAUAA
Magnusiomyces paraingens is the source of this 1815-nucleotide messenger RNA. RefSeq lists its product as uncharacterized. Gene Ontology annotation, cellular component: endoplasmic reticulum; Golgi apparatus. Gene Ontology annotation, biological process: protein targeting to membrane; peptidyl-L-cysteine S-palmitoylation. Lineage: Eukaryota; Fungi; Ascomycota; Dipodascomycetes; Dipodascales; Dipodascaceae. The record is from RefSeq and is a predicted model, not a curated record. Gene Ontology annotation, molecular function: protein-cysteine S-palmitoyltransferase activity. The transcript has a single exon. The coding region runs from base 1 to 1815 and encodes 604 amino acids.